Messenger RNA from Paramecium primaurelia, 576 nucleotides. The record is from the annotation of a GenBank genome assembly. Lineage: Eukaryota; Ciliophora; Oligohymenophorea; Peniculida; Parameciidae.
AUGGUGCCAUUAUUCCAAAUAAUAGCAGUCCAAUUUAUCCAAAUCCAAUCAUUACUUGAGUUUCCAAGCUCAAGAAAUGUGCAAAAGUUUCUUCAUAAACUAUAUUAAGUAGAGUAAACAAAAUAACAGGUAUUUCAAACAUUAGUAUUAAAAUUAAAUCAAUUUUUUUACUGACCAUCCUGUCAAGAAUAAUAAUUAUUAAAUAAAACGAAUUGAUCAAUGAAAUUAAAAAUGACUGUGUUAAAGAGCUUUCUUGUGAUCCAAUUAAUACUAUAAGAAAUAAUAACUUUUUAGCAACAAUCACCCCUUCAUGCUUAAGGCUCUUCCUUUUCAUAAUAUCAAUUUACGAAUCUUUUUAUGAGAAAAUUUAAGAGAUUAAUAUUAAAAUACAAGUUAUAAAAGAAUACGCAAGUAUAUUUUAGAUAUAAUUUCUCAGAUUAUUUUCUUUUUUUGAAUAGAGAUAUAUCAAAGUCUUAAAAAGAAGAUUCCAACUAUUUGCUUAUAUAACAUAUACUAGGCCUUUAAAUGAUAAUAUUUAAUUAAUAGUCAUCCCUAAUUUAUUCAAUUUAUGUAUGA